Molecule: messenger RNA, 3923 nt
Organism: Liolophura sinensis
Lineage: Eukaryota; Metazoa; Mollusca; Polyplacophora; Chitonida; Chitonidae
Product: transmembrane channel-like protein 3
Exons: 23
Coding region: 1-3762 (1253 amino acids)
Cellular component (GO): plasma membrane
Molecular function (GO): mechanosensitive monoatomic ion channel activity
Source: RefSeq, a predicted model, not a curated record
AUGAGUACGAAGCGCCGCUCCGUCCGGGGCAAGGAAACCCGCUUCGGGAAACAUUCUAUCCGGCGCCAUUCCAUCCGGAGACCUUCUGUGGUCUCCUUUGACGGACAAGACGGAGGGGAAGAUGAAGAUUUCAUGCAAAUAUAUAAUGAAGAAGAAGAGGUGUCUUCGGAGGAGGAAAUUUUUGAAAACAUUAAACUUCAGAAAGAAAUCAUUGAAAAUAUCCGAACUCAACCUUGGCGAAUACGAAAAAAAUUACAGGUUCUACGCCUGGCAAAGGACUACGUGGAAAAAUAUGAAGGUCGUCUUUCAAGAAGUCACGGGUAUCAAGAGAAAGGUGCAAAGGCAAUUCGACGUAUAAAACGAGAGUUCCUGAACUUCAUUGCCAUCUUUAUUCCAUGGGAAAUGCGGGUAAAAAAGAUCGAAAGUCAUUACGGUUCUGUGGUAGCCUCGUACUUUGUCUUCCUGCGCUGGCUGGUAUGGAUUAACAUAUGGCUGACGUUACUUCCCAUUGGUUUCAUCAUGAUACCAGAGGUUAUUGCUGGUAAGCCGUAUGGAAGCACAAACCGGAAGACGAUACCGAAGGACGUCGAGGCAGAAGCUUAUAAUUUGAAAACUAUAUGGGAUGCGGAGGGCGUGGUUCAGUAUUCGAUUAUGUUAUAUGGUUACUAUGGAAAUGAGGAAACAAUUGGAGCUGGAUAUCGAUUACCACUGGCCUAUUUCUUGACAGGGAUUGGAUCAUUUGCAUUCAGCUUUAUUAUGGUCUUACGACAAAUGGCUACGAAUGCUCGCAUGAGUCGGUUAUCAUCAAAAGACGAACAGUUUACUUUUGCAUGGAAAAUGUUUACGUCGUGGGAUUUUAUGAUUGGUCAAGCAGAAACAGCCAAUCAAAAAUUCGCUUCUGUGGCAACAACGUUUCGGGAAUCGAUCUUAGAAGAGAAGGAGAAAACCAAGGAUGAAAACAAAAAACUGAUCAUCUUUCUGAGAGUUGUGGCGAACAUCCUGGUCUGUAUAUCUCUGGGGUUGAGCACGUGGGCUAUCCAGACGUGUGUGCAAUUGUCGCGUGAGGUGGAUAUCAAAAAAAGGCGAGAGCAGUACCAACCUUCAUUCUGGGAAGAAAAUCAGGUGACAGUUAUCAUGACAACGAUAACAACUCUUUUCCCAUCAUUGUUUGACCUCAUCGCACUUAUGGAAAAGUAUCACCCUCGAGUCAACCUUCGAUGGCAGCUCGGAAGAAUAUUUGUGCUGAACCUACUGAGCAUCUACACUUUGUUCAUCGCUCUUUUCUGGAAGCGGCAGGAUCUGACAACGGAAAUAGAACGUCAGCUUCUGAACUCCACCACAACGGAAUGGAGGAAUGUAACCGUUCCUUGUCCAACGGAAAAGACGACAUCUGCCACUUCGGGAGUAACGGAAGUUGGAGUUAGUGCAGCUGUACUGUUGGGAGAUACCUUGUUUGGGAAUUUUUCAAACAUAAGCCUCGCUCAGAACUGCACGCGACUAGAGUUACAUAAUGUGACUUUGGAAAUUGAUUCAGACCUCUGCUGGGAGACAAGCAUCGGCCAAGAAGUGUUGAAAUUGACCAUCUUGGACCUCGUGUUCACGGCCGGGAACGUCAUCGUGGUCGACUUCCUGCGUGGUCUGUGUGUCAGGUACACGAACGUCUGCUGCUGCUGGGAUCUCGAGAAACAGUUUCCUGAAUACGGAGAGUUCAAAACAGCCGAGAACAUCCUCCAUUUGAUCAACAAUCAAGGCAUGAUCUGGCUUGGGACAUUCUUUUGUCCUGGACUACCUCUGAUUAACCUGUUAAAGCUGUUGAUGUUGUUGUACAUGAGAAACUGGGCUGUGAUGGUGUGUAAUGUCCCUCAGGAUCGCAUCUUCAGAGCCUCCAGGUCAAACAACUUCUAUUUUGCUAUGCUUCUAGUCAUGCUAUUCCUGUGUACAUUGCCAGUGGCGUUUGCGAUGGUGUUGAUGAAACCAUCACCCAGCUGUGGCCCCUUCAGUGGGAUGGAUUUUAUGAUGGACGUAAUCACCACGACGAUGGACAAAGAGCUACCGGAUGUAGUGAACACUGUCUUGGAUUACGUUGCUUCUCCAGCCGUCAUAAUACCACUCUUCCUUCUUCUCUCACUGGGUAUAUACUAUUUAAUUGCCCUAAGUCGAGCUUUGAGGGAGGCGAAUAACGACCUCAAGAUGCAGCUGGAAUACGAACGUACAGACGGCAGGAAGAAGGUGUACGCUAUGGCAGCUGUCAAAGAUGGUGAUGGAAGCAGCGCCAAUGCAGUGAAAGGUUUUGGUGACAAAUCCAAUGGCGGUAAAGGUGGUCGAUCUGGGAAAAGAAUGGCAGGGGCCGCUACACGUAUGUCUAGAAUGUUAUCGUCUACUAACCCACCACCAGUGGCCGUCGUCAGGGGAAAACCAUCUUAUCCAAGGAGGGUCCCACCGUCUGUGGCCCCCAGACCAAGACGCCCUCUACCAGGAAAUCCACAAGGCACUCGUCAAAGUCUGCAAAACGUGACUUCGAGACUUCUUCAAAAUCGUGACGAAAAUGCCGUCGAGUCACGUGGUAGACGGAACCUGCGCAAUUUGGCAAUGAUCGCAAGGAACAGCGCCACCAGUGAUCAGUGGGAGUCAACUCUGUCAAGGAACGACAACCGACAGUCAUCCCGAACAGAAGAAACCAGCCGGGUCCCUCAAACGAAAGACCGAUCCAGAGGUCAAGCCCAAGCGAAUGUCAGGAACGGACGACAAAGGCAACAAAAACAGCAGCAGCAACAACAACAACGCAGACAUCGUUCGAGAAACGCCACAAACGCUCAGCCAGGUUUUGACGCCAGCGGACGUCGCUUUGCCGGUGAGUUUAUCGAAGAGGAUGACGCAGCGCCUGAGGAUGAGUUUUCACGGUAUACUAGCGAGGACCUCCAGCAGUCAGAGCGGCUGUUGAGAGACGGGCGGAGCGUUGAUUCGGGUAUACACAUAGAGAACAACAUCACUGACGAAGGAUACGAAGUCCAACGUCAGUCGUCGUCAGGACAAAGGCGACGUCAGUACUUAUCCGUGGGUGACGAAGACGACUUUGACAGCGAGGAAGAGGAAGAAGACGAAAGAAACGAAAGCGAAAGUGAAAGUGAAACGGAUGAAACCCAACUGGAGAAUGAACAAGCCGCCACCAGUGGUACUAAUGUCACAUUUGUGGAUGAGACUAAACGCCGUGUUAACAUUCCGGGGCCCACUGAAACCGAAGGAAACUCUGGAGUGAAUAUGUCCGAUCCGAGCUUCCAUACAAACGCUGUUUACGAGGAGGACUUUGACAGCGAUGAUCUAGACGAAACUCCCGAAGGAAUCCUGUCUGCGAGUGGUCAUCUUAUCCCGAGAAUCAGAGUGACGGAUUUCAGCGAUGGUGCGGCUCAAGAGAGCAACGGGAUUGCACCCGAGGGAGGAAGUGACGAACCAACCAGAAAUCUCGAUAUGACAGAAAGUGACGGACGGACAGGAAAUGACGAAUUGACAGAAAAUGACGCCCCAGAGGGUGUCAUUGAUGAGGAAGAUACAGUGGAGCAGCCUCCGCCCGUUAAACCCAAACCGACCAACUGGCGAUCCCGACAGAGGACGGUAGAGCAAUCCGAGGAGGAGGAGUUGGAUCUGGGUCCCCCUAUCGGGCCGCCAUCUCAUCAACCCCCCAGGACUGGCUUGUUCAAGGCUAUGAAUGUUUUCAAAAGAGCAGCAAGGACCCAGAACCGGUCACGUGACAUGCCCAUCGUGUGAGAUGACGAUGUCCACAGCACACCACGGGGCGCUCAACUUUUGUUAUUCAGAGUAUCUUAAAGUUCAGGAGAAGCAAUUACUGGAUAUAAUCUCAUGACUGGUGUAUUCUUAUCGUUGUUAGUCUAAUAUUGUUAUUUGUACACGUUUUCAUAACUACGAAA